AUGUCGGAAACUAAGGAUUUUGACAUUAUCCGCGUCGCCCGCAGCGACGGCGCAGAUAAUGGCCCGGGAUACUGGCCCGCCACGUCUUCCGCUCCUAAGAAGACUGGCAAAGAUGCUGCCGCUGCUGCGCCGUCAGCGCCAGAAAAGAUGCCGAGGGUCAAGCCGCAAAUGCUGCGGUUAGCAGAAGAUGAUCCUCGCUUCAUUGAGUGGCGUAUAAAGCUCGGGAUACUGCUAAAGCAGGAACUCGCGCCAAACCCUGACGAGGGAAACCCGUGGUACGUCCAAUUCCCGCGUGGGUACUGGCUGUACGAAAGGUCCAAACACCUCUGGGUAUCAGGAUACCCCAUCAAAUCCAAGCUGUACAGGAGCGCACAGGAAUUCGGGCUUCACUUGAUAUGGCUGCUGUCCGCGUCAAAAGACUACAAGGAUUGCUGCUGCGUGCAUUGCAACCAACCCAGCCCCGCGAAGCUGGUUUCGUCAAUCGAGGACACGCUCAUCAUAACACCGAGCGAGACGCCGGUUCCCGUGCCAGGACUCUCCUCGGUGCCCAUGUCCAAGACACCCUCGUCGAAUGCAUCGACGCCCGUCCCUCUCCCGGCCAAAGUCACACCUGUGCCGCUGCCUCCGAUUCCAGGGCAGAAACCGACCGCACCCGCCACAGCAGCGGUAAUUGCAACCAAACCAUCAACCUCGACAUCAAAUCCUACACGAUCCACGAGCCAGACUGUCGUAGAAGGGCCUGCCCCUUCUGCGUUGGAACCUCUAGCGACAUCAUCGCUAUUAACACAGCCGCUGCAGCAGCAGCAACAACAACAACAACUACAACAACUACAGCAGCAGCAGAAACAGCAGCAACAGCAACAGCAGCAACAGCAACAGCAGCAGCAGCAGCAACAGCAGCAGCAGCAACAACAGCAGCAGCAGCACCAACAACAGCAGCAGCAGCACCAACAACAGCAGCAGCAGCACCAACAACAGCAGCAGCAGCACCAACAACAGCAGCAGCAGCAACAACAAGCUGCACAAUCCCAAGUCCAACAACCGCCAUGCGUCCGAUGGUCUCUUCAAGGCUCCCUUCUCUUCCGCGCCGGCGAACUAACUUGGUACCAGAAUGGAACCACGUGGCGGCUGGGCAUCAUAUCCGCCCCGGCCACACAAUCUGGCCACUUCACCAUGCUGCCCAUCGGCCAUGCCCUCGUGCCCCAGCCAAUGGUCACCAAAGCGCCGGCCGACCUGCGACCCUUCCACGCGUUCUCCGUGCCCCCCGUAGCGAUCCAGGACCUCAAGGACAAAGCCUUCGACCAAGUUCCCUGGGACAACCUGUUCCGCUCCACGGCCAACGACCUUGCUAAACGAGAACUCCUCGCCCUCGACGCCUCCAAGCUAGCAGCCUCCCGGAUUGACGCCUCCUACUCCCUCUGGUGCCCCCUCAACGAAGACGCCAAAGCCGACCCCUACCCCUACUACGGCUGCUUCUUUGGUGCGGAGCGGAUCGAAAUCGGCGACUGCCUCCGCAUGAAGCCCGUCGCCUCGGAGCCGUCCCUCGCAGGCGAUUCGCUCAUCAUGGGCCUCCGCUACAUAUUCACAAGGAAGGAGUACCCCGGCACAAUCUUCUUCCGCGGCAACGUCUACAAGCCCGCCAAGGAGGACGCGUCUCCCUCAUCCAUCCUAACUCAGGACCAGCUACCCAUUGCGCUGAAGGACGAGGUCCAGUGGCGCAGCCAAGUCAGUCCCGGCAGACCGUCGCGCUGGAUCCUGGCAAAGGAAAACGUCACGAUCAACGAGCAAUUCAUCAGGGGGAGGUUCUACCCCACCCACAGACUGAUGCCCAUCCUCAACGCCGAGUCUUUCAACGCGGCACUGGCUCAGGGCCGUGUAGAGGACCAGGUCCCGUACCUGAACAACCGCACCAACGGCGUAGGAGGUGGCUACGUCGGACGAAAACCGAACAGGAUACAGAGCCUAGGCCUCGCCGUGCAGCAGGGGUCUCGGAUAUCGCUGGAGCCACUUAUCAGGGAGGAGGCGGCCUGA
Ustilaginoidea virens is the source of this 2031-nucleotide messenger RNA. RefSeq lists its product as uncharacterized. Bases 1 to 2031 code for a protein of 676 amino acids. NCBI's taxonomy places the organism in Eukaryota, Fungi, Ascomycota, Sordariomycetes, Hypocreales, Clavicipitaceae. Gene Ontology annotation, cellular component: rDNA heterochromatin; SHREC complex. Gene Ontology annotation, biological process: silent mating-type cassette heterochromatin formation. The record is from RefSeq and is a predicted model, not a curated record. The transcript has 2 exons.